Messenger RNA from Coregonus sp. 'balchen', 6999 nucleotides. The record is from the annotation of a GenBank genome assembly. Lineage: Eukaryota; Metazoa; Chordata; Actinopteri; Salmoniformes; Salmonidae.
CCUUAUACUGACCAAGGACUGAGGGAGAGAGAAGACGAUAAGCUAAGUCAAUGACUCACACAGACAGAUAAAACAACAACAAUAAAAGUUCUGAGGUAAUUAGAUCCAGUGGUGGACAGGGCCACAAUUGGUCUGGAUCUACAUGUAUAGUGAUCUAAAGUUAAGUCGAACUUAAAGUUUAUGCGAACUGAACUGGACUAAUCCAAACAGAGCUGAGCUAAGCAGGACCAGGACAAAGUGGGACCAUGGCAGCAACCCCUAGACGGGUUUACAAGAGGAGGGAGACCAUCACAGCCCUCCCUCUGUAUUACUCAGGACAGCUGCAGAAGAAAUACACUGGAGAGAAGGUAACGAACAGGAGAGAGAGAGAAUGGGGGACACCUGUUAAUUGACUACCUCAUGAAGCUGGUUGAGAGAAUGCCAAGAGUGUGCAAAGCUGUCAUCAAGGCAAAGGGUGGCUAUUUGAAGAAUCUCAAAUAUUACAUAUAUUUUGAUUUGUUUAACACUUUUUUGGUUAGUAUAUGGUUCCAUAUGUGUUAUUUCAUAGUUUUGAUGUCUUCACUAUUAUUCUACAAUGUAGAAAAUAGUAAAAAUUAACGAAAACCCUGGAAUGAGUAGGUCUGUCCAAACUUUUGACUGGUACUGUAUGUUAGAUUUUUUUAUACAUUUAAACAGAAACUAUACAUUGUACAACACUACACAAUACAAUGCCUUCAGAAAGUAUUCACACCCCUUUACUUUUUCCACAUUUUGCUGUGUUACGAAUUGGGAUUAAAAUUGAUUUAAUUGUUUGCUUUUUCAAUGAUAUACACAAAGUACUCUGUCAAAGUGGAAGAAAAAUUAUAUAUUUUAAAUAGGUUAAUGAAAAAUAUAACGAAUAUAUGUUGAUUAGAUAAGUAUUCAACCCCCUGAAUCAAUACAUGUAAGAUCCCCUUUUGCAGCGAUUACAGCUGUGAGUCUUUUUGAGUAAGUCUCCAGAGAUUUGCCCACCUGGAUUGUACAAUAUUUGCCAAUUAUUAUUUUCUACACUCUUCAAGCUCUGUGAAGAUGGUUGUUGAUCAUUGCUAGACAGCCAUUUUCGAGUCUUGCCAUAGAUUUUCAAGCUGAUUUAAGUCCAAACUGUAACUAGGCCACACAGGAACAUUCAAUGUCAUCUUGGUAAGCAACUCCAGUGUAUAGUUGGCCUUGAGUUUAAUUAUUGUCCUGCUGAAAGGUGAAUUUGUAUCCCAGUGUUGGAAAGCAGACUGAACCAGGUUUUCCUCUUGUCACGGAUUCUGCCGAGGCUGCUCCUCCUCCUUGCUCGGGCAGGCUUCGGCGGUCGCCGUCCCCAGAGUACUAGCUACCACCGUUAGAUGUUUCGAUGUUAGAUUGGUUUUGUCUGUCUAUUGCACCUGUGUCCGUUUGUGUCUGAUUAUGUGUCCUAUAAGUUGCCUGCUUUGUGUUGUUUAGUUUGUGUGUUAUUGUACGCCUGUCCGUUGGUGCUGCGUGUUUUUUCUCUGUUUGUUGUUUUGUAGUAUACGCACAGUUUGCGUAAUCGCUCGCCUCUGUUUAGUGUUGAGGCCGUUGUUUGUAUUUUUGCCUAGUGUUUACAAGUAAAGUCUGUUGGACUAAGCUUCGGUGUCCUGCGCCUGACUCCCACACCACAUUUACAUCAGCCCUUGACACCUCUAGGAUUUUGCAUGUGCUUAGCUGUAUUCCAUUUAUUUUUAUCAACAACAAAAAAACUCCCUAGUCAAUGACGAGCAUAUCCAAAACAUGAUGCAGCCACCACCAUCCUUGAAAAUAUGAAGAGUGAUACUCAGUGAUGUGUUGUGUUGGAUUUGCCCCAAACAUAACGCUUUUUAUUCAGGACAUAAAGAUAAUUUAUUUGCCAAUUUUUUUUGCAGUAUUACUUUAGUGCCUUAUUGCAAACAGGAUGCAUGUUUUGGAAUAUUUUGUAUUCUGUACAGACUUUCUUCUUUUCACUCUGUUAAUUAGGUUAGUAUUGUGGAGUAACUACAAUAUUGUUUAGCCAUUCUCAGUUUUCUCCUAUCACAGCCAUUAAACUCUAACUGUUUUAAAGUCACCAUUAGCCUAAUGGUGAAAUCCCUGAGAGGUUUCCUUCCUCUCCGGCAACUGAGUAAGGAAGGACACCUGUAUCUUUGUAGUGACUGGGUGUAUUGAUACACCAUCCAAAGUGUAAUUAAAUAACUUCACCAUGCUCAAAGAGAUAUUCAAUGUCUGUUUUUUUACCAAAAGGUGCCCUCUUCUUUGCGAGGCAUUGGAAAACCUCCCAGGUCUUUGUGUUUGAAUCUGUGCUUGAAAGUCACUACUCGACUGAGGGACCUAUUGUAUGUGUGGGGUACAGAGAUGGUAAAAAUCAUGUUUGGGAACCACAGUUUGGGAACCACUGCUGUAAUUAAACGUUAAACUUGUACACUGCCAGUUCUGCAGUCACAAUGAGACUGACAGAACGGCAUGUGACAAUAAAGAGACGACUGAAGUUUAAUUGUGAAGACAGUCCCAUUUUGUUAAAAUAUUAUUUGGCCAAUUUAUUAUAUUUGCCAUACUACCAGUCAAAAGUUUGGACACACCUACUCAUUCAAGGGUUUUCGUUAAUUUUUACUAUUUUCUACAUUGUAGAAUAAUAGUGACGACAUCAAAACUAUGCAAUAACACAUAUAGAAUCAUGUAGUAACCAAAAGUGUUAAACAAAUCAAAAUAUAUUUUAUAUUUGAGAUUCUUCAAAUAGCCACCAUUUGCCUUGAUGACAGCUUUGCACACUCUCGGCAUUCUCUCAACCAGCUUCAUGAGGUAGUCAAUUAACAGGUGUACCUUCUUAAAAGUUAAUUUGUGGAUUUUCUUUCCUUCUUAAUGCGUUUGAGCCAAUCAGAUGUGUUGUGACAAGGUAUGGGGGGAAUACAGAAGAUAGCCCUAUUUGGUAAAAGACCAAGUCCAUAUUAUGGCAAGAACAGCUCAAAUACGCAAAGAGAAACGACAGUCCAUCAUUACUUUAAGACAUGAAGGUCAGUCAAUACGGAACAUUUCAAAAACUUUGAACGUUUCUUCAAGUGCAGUCACAAAAACCAUCAAGCGCUAUGAUGAAACUGGCUCUCAUGAGGACCGCCACAGGAAUGGAAGACCCAGAGUUACCUCUGCUGCAGAGGAUACGUUCAUUAGAGUUACCAGCCUCAGAAAUUGCAGCCCAAAUAUAUGCUUCACAGAGUUCAAGUAACAGACACAUCUCAACAUCAACUGUUCAGAUGGGACUGUGUGAAUUACAUUUACAUUUUAGUCAUUUAGCAGACGCUCUUAUCCAGAGCGACUUACAGUUAAGUGAGUGCAUACAUUUUCAUACUGGCCCCCCGUGGGAAACAAACCCACAACCCUGGCGUUGCAAGCGCCAUGCUCUAUCAACUGAGCUACAGGGGACUACGACUGAAUCAGGCCUCUAUGGUCAAAUUGCUGCAAAGAAACCACUACUAAAAGGACACCAAUAAGAAGAAGAGACCUCCUUGGGCCAAGAAACACGAGCAAUGGACAUUAGACCGGUGGAAAUGUGUCCUUUGGUCUGGAGUCCAAAUUUGAGAUUUUUGGUUCACACCGAUGUGUCUUUGUGAGAUGCGAUGUGGGUGAACGGAUGAUCUCCGCAUGUGUAGUUCCCACCGUAAAGCAUGGAGGAGGUGUUAUGAUGUGGGGGUGCUUUGCUGGUGACACUGUCUGUGAUUUAUUUAGAAUUCAAGGCACACUUAACCAGCAUGGCUACCACAGCAUUCUGCAGCGAUACACCAUCCCAUCUGGUUUGGGCUUAGUGGGACUAUCAUUUGUUUUUCAACAGGACAAUGACCCAACACACCUCCAGGCUGUGUAAGGGCUAGUUUACCAAGAAGGAGAGUGAUGGAGUGCUGCAUCAGAUUACCUGGCCUCCACAAUCCCCUGACCUCAACUCAAUUGAGAUGGUUUGGGAUGAGUCGGACCACAGAGUGAAGGAAAAGCAGCCAACAAGUGCUAAGCAUAUGUGGGGACUCUUUCAAGACUGUUGGAAAAGCAUUCCAGGUGAAGCUGGUUGAGAGAAUGCCAAGAGUGUGCAAAGCUGUCAUCAAGGCAAAGGGUGGCUAUUUGAAGAAUCUCAAAUAUAAAAUAUAUUUUGAUUUGUUUAACACUUCUUUUGGGUACUACAUGAGUUUGAUGUCUUCACUAUUAUUCUAUACUGUAGAAAAUAGUAAAAAUAAAGAAAAACCCUUGAAUGAGUAGGUGUGUACAUUAAAUACAUUUUCCGAUGCCUUUCACAUAUUGUGAAAUAUAUUUUACACACAUUUAUAUAUACAUUAAAAAAUAUAUAUUAAAUAAUAAAUACAAACAUUAUUUGGCCAAUUUUGAAUAUUUCACAUUAACUAAAAAAUUUAUCAAAAAAUAUAUUUUAAAUUAAUUUUUUCAUGUAUGGGGAGGGAGAGAGAAAGAGAAGGUUAGUGAACUGGAGAGAUUUAUCAAAGUUAGAUAUAGAAAUAUAUACUUAUAUCAAAGUAAAUCAAUUCAGUUGGGCUGUUGGGCAUGUUUCUGCAAGUGUAGAGCAGUGGACAUCAUGUUGAAUCUGGUUUGGCCUUUUCCAGGACUUUAAGAACUUUUAUGGGGAGCUCCGUGGAUCUACAAUCUUUCUGUACAGAGACGAGAUGCAUGACACAGUAAGAGAAUAGCUGCACUCAUCUAAUCUCUGUUGUUUUGUAUCAAGUGUUGGAAUCGAUCUAUGGCUUGACUAAUCAGAUAUGUAAUUCCCUAUCAGUACUCAGAGAAACUGAACCUUCAGAUGUUGAAGUCGAUGGCGAUGGAUUCUUCCUAUCAAAACAACAGGUCAACCAUCUACACUCUCACCCUGUCCAAUGAGGAAGUGCAGCUAAAGGUCAUUUAUGUUACAUUCAGUCACGUUGCUGCCACUCCUAAGCAGAAUGUGUUACUGGCCAAUAUAAAAGUGGUUGCACAAUCCUGCAGAUUUACAUUACAGGUAUCUAGGACAGGAGUACUAACUGUUGAUAUCUGAUGUAGGUGGAUAACCCCAACACAGGAGAGGAGUGGAGAGGCUUCAUCAUGACUGUGGCCACUGUGAGUAACACACACACACACACACACACAUUGGGCUGUCAGGGUUAAAUACUCAUUCUGACCCACUUUCCUGAGAGGUAAUUAAGAAGAGAACUUCUAGAUUAAACUAAAGAGCAAAGUAAAUAUAAACUUCCAAUUUAUUUCACUGGAACGUGAUAGCAGACAGAGAGAAAAUACAUAAACCUUAGUAUACCUUAGCUUUAAGCAUUUUUGGGUGAUGAUGAUGAUGUGCCCUGUAGAAGGAGAUCCCCAGUAAGCUGCAGCUGCUCCCAGGUCAGAUACUGAGGCUGGAAGAGGUUCUGUCUGAGGAGAAGAAGAGACAGGCCCCACGUCCUCCCCUGCCUCCCACCACCGACCAUAUCCAUCCCUCCUCAGGAGACAUAUGACGACGCCCUCUCUGGAAUCCCCCCGUGAGUAUUGCCAUGUUUCUGUUCAUUAUUUUGAUACAAAAUGUAUUUAUCUCCCUGUCUCCUCUCACCCUCCUUUUCUCCUCCUCCCUCCAGCUGUUUCUUCCCUGUGUCUCGUCAGAAGGCAGAGAAUAUGUUGAAGGACAACACAAAGUACGGCAGCAUCAUUCUCCGCCCCUCGACUGACAACACUAACUACGCCAUCACCUUGAGACAGGACCACCCCAGGUCUUGAACAUAAACACCAAACCCCUGACCUUUAACCCAGAACUCCAACACCCCGUAACUUACAGGCCUAAAGUUUCUCCCCCCUUCACUAAACAAGCCUUUAUUGACAACAGUACCCUAUACCUAUCAUACAACAGUGUCUCUGGCUGAGGGAGUAGGGAGUAGACUUUGAGAGUACUCUUGAGAUUUACCAGACUCUUUCUAUCUUUCAGUGGCCCAGUGAUGAAGAACUACAAAGUGCUUUCCAUAGACACAGGCUUCGUCAUAGAACUAGAUGCCCCGGUGAGUCCUGCUCCUCCAGCCUGAUUCCUGUAUUGAAUGUCUGACUCUCAUCCCAUCAGGAUGGGCUCAAAACACAGCACUGAUAUGAGACAACACUCUGUAUACGCUUAGUGUCUUGACAGCCCGUCAAGUUGCUUUUGUGAAAUUACAUUUGUCCGAUGUCUGCUUCUGAUAUGAGGUAACUUCCUAAUGUCUGUCCAUUUCAUCAGGUGACUGUCCCUUCCCUGGAGGCAGUGCUAGAUCACUUCCUGAAGGCGACAGAGUUCCGUCUGCACCCAUACCUGGUCCCCCAGCCCUACGACACCUGCAUUGGUGAGAGAGCAUCACAACACCACAAAUAAAUUGAUUCACCGCUUAAGGCUAAACUUAUCCCCAUAACGAUCAUAUCAUUACAUCUGUGUGUGUAACGUGUGGUGACCUGUGCCCAUCAGAUUUGCCACCCGCAUUGCACUGUUUUCCACCCAAAAUGGUCCCCCAGGCGAGAGUGGCACCUAUGAUCCACACAAAGUCUGCGACAGGGAGCACCCCUCCCUCCUUUCCCAAACCCCCACUGCCAAUCAAAGCCACAGAGGCAGGAAACAAAUAUCAGGGUGCAUAUGAAGUAUCAACCCCCAGGUGUGUGUGUCACAAUCAACUUCAGAGCAUCAGUGUGUUUACAAUAGAUGUGGGUGCAGUCUCAGACUUGUAAGUUCUCUUCAGUCCGUCUCUACUCUCUGUCUCCGUCUCUCCAGACCCCAGACCUGAAGACCUGGAUUAGGAGCUCCGCAGAGCAGUACAGAAGAGGAUGAAACAAGACCUACACAGGGGCAGUUUUCACAUGCUACACACAAAUAACACACACACAGCAACACUCUCACAGAGGAACACACUUGAUCUAUAGCAUCUAGCAUGGUUUUAUUUCUCACAGUGGUUUUGUACCCAAAGGUAACGUUGGCGAGGCAACAUCCUGUCAAUCAUCCUUGUGAAGAUGUGUACACUGUAGUAUUUUACAUUUUAGUCAUUUAGC